Messenger RNA from Ipomoea nil (Japanese morning glory), 1432 nucleotides. RefSeq lists its product as uncharacterized. NCBI's taxonomy places the organism in Eukaryota, Viridiplantae, Streptophyta, Magnoliopsida, Solanales, Convolvulaceae. Bases 94 to 1107 code for a protein of 337 amino acids. The record is from RefSeq and is a predicted model, not a curated record. Gene Ontology annotation, cellular component: chloroplast. The transcript has 13 exons.
UGCAUUGUUGGCCACACCAACACAUUACACACGCACCGUACACCGCCGGAAUUUCCACCCGUUUCCGUCCGGAGCUUCCCCGGAGAGGUAGCCAUGUACGGAGCUCUGAACUUUGUAGCGACCCCAGUUGCGGGACCACUUUCGACCCGGAAAGCAGCAGUAUCCAACUCUUGGAGCAACAGAGUCUUUAUCGUUAGAGCAUCUUCGGAAAACCCCACGGUUUCUGCUUCCGUCAGCACGAAAGAGGGACCCAAAUCGGGGGCUUCGUUUUCUGCGCCGCCCAAUUUCAAGGCGCCGCAGCCCAAGCCUUUCAACGUGAGGGGUGAUAAGUUCUUGGACAUAUUGGGAGCUUCUCUCGCGCUAUUGUUUCGACUCGGCACUGCUGCUCUAGUUUCUGGAUAUUCAGCCUCCUUUGUGGACAAGAAAGAGAUACCACCUGACCAGUAUGCACUUCAAAUUGCUGGUUUCGCGGUGAAAGAGACUUCGAAACUGGGUCCUCGGCCUGAGAAGCCAAUUCAGAUAUAUGAAUUUGAAAGCUGCCCCUUUUGUCGGAAGGUAAGGGAAAUUGUCGCAAUUUUGGAUCUUGAUGUCUUGUUCUAUCCUUGCCCAAGAAAUGGCCCAAACUUUCGUCCUAAGGUUGCUCAGAUGGGUGGAAAGCAACAGUUUCCUUAUAUGGUUGAUCCAAACACUGGAGUUGCAAUGUAUGAAUCAGAUGAGAUAAUAAAGUACCUGGUUGGAAAAUAUGGUGAUGGACAGGUCCCACUUUUAUUGUCUCUCGGUCUGCUAACUACUUUGACAGAAGGCUUUGCUAUGAUUGGUAGAAUGGGAAAGGGAUCGUCCUAUACUCCAUCUAAACUUCCACCAAAGCCUCUAGAGAUAUGGGCAUAUGAGCCUUCUCCGUUUUGUAAAAUUGUGCGUGAAGUACUUGUUGAACUAGAGCUGCCUCACAUACUUCACAGCUGUGCUCGUGGCAGCCCCAAACGCCAGUCAUUGUACCAGAGAGUCGGACAUUUCCAGGCUCCAUACUUAGAAGAUCCAAAUACCGGGGUGCAGAUGUUUGAGAGCGCAGAGAUUGUGGAAUAUUUACGGGCAACUUACGCUCUCUAACGAUGAGGAGGGUUUGCAUGUGCAGCUCAACUGGUUACAUAGGUGAAAUUUGUCACAAUAAACAAAAGAUCGAAUCUCACCAGCACUAUUGUGCGAGCAACCUCUCAAAUGAGAGGAGCUUCUUGUGCACGGUGAGCAAAAAUCUAGUCUCAGUUGAUCAGUUGAGUCACCAAGAUUUAUCCUUCCAUAAUCAUGUCGGGCCGUGUUAUGGGGGCGCCUAGGGUGGACGAUUCCACCUUUUAUCACAAGAGUGUUUUGGUUGGUGGGUAAGAACUGAGUUAUAAUACAAUUGUGACCGCAAUUUAUAAUUCUUUCCUCUAUUUAA